Cornus florida is the source of this 3315-nucleotide messenger RNA. RefSeq names its product protein LATE ELONGATED HYPOCOTYL. The coding region runs from base 957 to 3113 and encodes 718 amino acids. NCBI's taxonomy places the organism in Eukaryota, Viridiplantae, Streptophyta, Magnoliopsida, Cornales, Cornaceae. The transcript has 4 exons. The record is from RefSeq and is a predicted model, not a curated record. Gene Ontology annotation, molecular function: DNA binding.
UCUAUCAUACUUACACAAUAAGAGAUUUAUGCUCUUAAAGCAACCUGUUUUUCCUAAUCUAGACAAGAAAAGGGGCUGGUUUGGCUAAGCACCCCCCCAUCCUCUUUUUGUUUUUUUUUUUCUUUUUCACUAAUAUUAUUAUGGAACGUGUUGACAAUGGGUUUUGUGACUUGGAUUUAGAAGGCAUCGUUCAUUCAAAGAUUUCCUUGAGAGUUGGUGAUAUAUCUAAGCAUUGAGAAUAACAAAUAAAGAUGAAUAAACUAAGUAAUAGGAUCUAGCAUAGGACCAUAAGAAAAUGAGGACCCAAAAGAAAAUAAAAUGUCAAGUGCUUCAUUUUUGAAAUCCACUUAAAAUGUGAAUUCUUAUAGAUGGAGUCUCCAUGGGCCAUGGCAGUGUACAUUCUGGAAGGAGGUCAAUCCUAGCAAAGUAAUGAAUGAAUUGCAGAAUAAUAUUCUUCUAGGAUAGAAGUACUGUACUGAAAAUUCAGGAAGAGUUACAGAAGUUCAAUGUGCUAAAUUAAGGCGAGAGGCAUGGUCUUUCAUUUCAAGAUGAUUGAGUUGACUUUUAAACUUAUACUCCCACUUUGAUCCAUUAGCGAAAAAUUAUAUAUAACUCAGCAAUGACCGCUUUUGAGUAUUUGACGUGAAUGGUCUAGAACAGGGUAGCCCAUAUAAGAUGUUACCUCACCAAAGUUCACAUAACUUAGUGGAUGUGCUUGAUUCAACCUCCCAUUCACAUGGGAUUAUGGCAAGGAUGAUGAUGACGAUGAUGCUUGAUCCAACCUUUUAUCGCAAAUAGGAAGAAAGAACGAGACUGGCUAUGGUUAAACUUUGAAGGGCAUCAAUGGGUGGUAGCACAAAUGUACAUUCCAAACCCACUCGAUGUGCGUUCCAAUUCCACCCAAGUAACCUUUAUGCCACAGGCUUCUAGACAUCCUAGGGAGACUCGAGAGUUGUAUGAAAUGGAACCCCACCCUCCUUUUCACUGGAAUGAUCAUUAAACCAGGCUCCAAGUUGGAGAAGGAGGCUCUUGUUAAAGGAGUUCCAAUAGGACAAGCACUUGACAUAAAUAUUCCUCCUCCACGCCCUAAAAGGAAACCAAGUAAUCCUUAUCCUCGAAAGACUGGUGUGGGAGCUCCAACCCCACAGGUGGGAGUACAGGACGGAAAACUAUCAACAUCAGGUUCAUCUUUGUGCUCUGGUAAACAAAUACUGGACUUGGAGAAAGAACCGCUUCCUGAGAAACCUAAUGGAGAUGAAAAGCCAGGAAAUGCAAAAGAAAACCAUGAUGAGGGAAAUUGUUUUGAAGUCUUCACCAUUUCCCAAGAAUCUCCCUGCACUCCCCUGUCAUCAGCAAACAAAACUUCCAUGCCACCACCAGUGGCGCCUAGAAUUUCAUGCACUUUUAAGGAGUUUGUGCCAUUGACAAAAGAGGUAGUUAGCCAGGAUGAAACAGCUGAAUCUUACAUCACGGCUGAAUCCAGAGGAAAUCAAAGUAAACUUGACACCAAACAGACAGACCAUGAUAAUGGCAGGAGUAAGACCUCAAACUUGGGGAAUUCUAAACCUUUACAUGAGAAAUUGAUUCAAGGCAAGAAAACAAAUGAACAGUGCCAGACUGAAACUUCAAGUGCACUUUUGAAUGAUAUGCAAGCUACCCAGAACUAUCCAAGACAUGUUCCUGUGCAUGUUCUAGAUGGGAACCUAGGAAUGAGUACUCAACAUGUUUCCUGUGAUAUGUCAUAUCAGGAUUCUAUAUUUCACCAAAUGGAAGGAGUUCAUGGACAACUUAACCUGUUUUCAAAGCCUGCUGUAUCUGCAACUACCGAACAUCACAAUACAUCAAGGUCUUCCAUUCAUCAAUCAUUUCCUGCUUUUCAUCCUCAUUUCACUCCAAUCAGCAACAAUCAAGAUGACUACCAAUCAUUUCUCCACACUUCCUCCGCCUUUUCAAGUCUUGUUGUAUCUACUUUGCUACAAAACCCAGCAGCAUUUGCUGCAGCAAGCUUUGCAGCUACAUUCUUGCCUUCUGCAAAUAUGGAAACUUCAGCAGAUUCUCUUGCGGGUUCCACAGGAUGUUUUCCAUCCAGACAGUUGAAUCCGGCUCCUAGUAUGGCAGCGAUUGCUGCUGCUACAGUAGCGGCUGCAAUUUCAUGGUGGGCUGCCCAUGGAUUGCUUCCCUUGUGUCCUCCUCUUUACACAGGCUUUAGCUGCACUCCUCCUGCGACUGCAGCUCCAGCAGAUACUGGUCCGGCUGCAACAGCCAACAGUGAAAGAAGAGAGAACUCUCCUAAUGAAACUCCGUUUCAAGAUCAACAACCGGACCUGGAAAACUCUGGAGCUCUGCAAGAGCAACUUUCUGCUUCUAAAUCACUAACAUCGUCAUCAUCAGGAUCCGAAGAAAAUGAAGGUGCAAAAUUAAAUACAGAGAUAACUUCUGCCGAUCAUGAUAAAGUUGUUGCAAUGACUGAACUUCAUGAUUCAAACAAGGCAAAUGGCAGUAAACGGGUGGAUCGUUCUUCAUGUGGUUCCAACACAUCUUCUAGCAGUGAAUUAGAGACAGAUGCUCUAGAGAAGAAUGAGAAAGCUAACGAAGAGCCAAAAGAACCUGAUGUAAGCCAUACAGCUAGUGACUCUAAUAAUCGUCGUGGUAGAUGCUCCAUCCCUUCAAAUGAUUCUUGGAAGGAAGUCUCUGAAGAGGGGCGGCAGGCCUUUCGAGCACUCUUCUCCAGAACAGUAUUACCACAAAGCUUUUCACCCCCACAUGAUCUGAAGAACAAGGGGUAUCAAAACAAUACUGGAAAUGUUGUGCAGAUUACAGAUGGGAGAGUUGAAGAUGGGUCCCGUUUAGACCUCAACAUCAAGACUUGGGUGACUUGUUCGAGUCCUCUGGGAGUGGAGAAAAUUUUAUUCAUGAGAGACGAAAACAAUGGGGAGGAGGGACUGCUGACAAUGGGGCUUGGACAUGGAAAGCUCAAGGCACGUCGAACAGGAUUUAAGCCUUACAAAAGGUGUUCAGUAGAGGCCAAGGAGAGCAAGGUGGCAAGUGUGAGCAACCAAGGUGAAGAGCAAUGUCCCAAGAGAAUACGCUUGGAGGGGGAAGCAUCGACUUGAUAUUUUGAAAAUGCAUUCAAUUAUGCAAGGGAAAGUCCUUGUUACUGCCUAAUUUAUCCCCUUUUAUAUUGUUCAUUCUAGUUUAGUAUUUUAGUCCUUAAGCUCGUGAAACUUGUCUUGUAGGUGUGUGUGCUGUAUGUACCAUAAGCGUUUACAAGUACUUUGUCUAAUUUUCUGAAAACCAUGCAAAUGCAUUUUAAAA